Messenger RNA from Mesorhabditis belari, 2028 nucleotides. NCBI's taxonomy places the organism in Eukaryota, Metazoa, Nematoda, Chromadorea, Rhabditida, Rhabditidae. The record is from the annotation of a GenBank genome assembly.
AUGAAAGAUGGCGAUGCUGAAAAAGGUCAACCCGCUCGCCGUGACUUAAAGAGAAUAGAUAGAGAUGCCAAGGAUCCAAGCAGCCGCGCUCGUCGUCUCGAUUUGUUACGUCACCAGAGAGAUGGCAAUGACCAAGGAGCUCAACGUGAACGCCGUGACGACAAGGAGGCCGGAGCUCAACGUGAACGCCGUGACGACAAGGAGGCCGGAGCUCAACGUGAACGCCGUGACGGCGAUGAGCAUCUAGCUCAACGUGAACGCCGUGACGACAAGGAGGCCGGAGCUCAACGUGAACGCCGUGACGACAAGGAGGCAGGAGCUCAACGUGAACGCCGUGACGGCGAUGAGCAUGUAGCUCAACGGGAACGCCGUGACGGCGAUGAGCAUCUAGCUCCACGUGAACGCCGUGACGACAAGGAGGCCGGAGCUCAACGUGAACGCCGUGACGGCGAUGAGCAUCUAGCUCAACGUGAACGCCGUGACGACAAGGAGGCCGGAGCUCAACGUGAACGCCGUGACGACAAGGAGACCGGAGCUCAACGUGAACGCCGUGACGACAAGGAGGCCGGAGCUCAACGUGAACGCCGUGACGACAAGGAGGCAGGAGCUCAACGUGAACGCCGUGACGACAAGGAGGCCGGAGCUCAACGUGAACGCCGUGACGACAAGGAGGCAGGAGCUCAACGUGAACGCCGUGACGACAAGGAGGCCGGAGCUCAACGUGAACGCCGUGACGGCGAUGAGCAUCUAGCUCAACGUGAACGCCGUGACGACAAGGAGGCCGGAGCUCAACGUGAACGCCGUGACGACAAGGAGGCAGGAGCUCAACGUGAACGCCGUGACGGCGAUGAGCAUGUAGCUCAACGGGAACGCCGUGACGGCGAUGAGCAUCUAGCUCCACGUGAACGCCGUGACGACAAGGAGGCCGGAGCUCAACGUGAACCCCGUGACGGCGAUGAGCAUCUAGCUCAACGUGAACGCCGUGACGACAAGGAGGCCGGAGCUCAACGUGAACGCCGUGACGACAAGGAGACCGGAGCUCAACGUGAACGCCGUGACGACAAGGAGGCCGGAGCUCAACGUGAACGCCGUGACGACAAGGAGGCAGGAGCUCAACGUGAACGCCGUGACGACAAGGAGGCCGGAGCUCAACGUGAACGCCGUGACGACAAGGAGGCCGGAGCUCAACGUGAACGCCGUCACGACAAGGAGGCCGGAGCUCAACGUGAACGCCGUGACGACAAGGAGGCAGGAGCUCAACGUGAACGCCGUGACGACAAGGAGGCAGGAGCUCAACGUGAACGCCGUGACGACAAGGAGGCCGGAGCUCAACGUGAACGCCGUGACGACAAGGAGACCGGAGCUCAACGUGAACGCCGUGACGACAAGGAGGCAGGAGCUCAACGUGAACGCCGUGACGACAAGGAGGCCGGAGCUCAACGUGAACGCCGUGACGACAAGGAGGCCGGAGCUCAACGUGAACGCCGUGACGACAAGGAGGCAGGAGCUCAACGUGAACGCCGUGACGACAAGGAGGCGGGAGCUCAACGUGAACGCCGUGACGACAAGGAGGCCGGAGCUCAACGUGAACGCCGUGACGACAAGGAGGCCGGAGCUCAACGUGAACGCCGUGACGACAAGGAGGCCGGAGCUCAACGUGAACGCCGUGACGACAAGGAGGCAGGAGCUCAACGUGAACGCCGUGACGGCGAUGAGCAUCUAGCUCAACGUGAACGCCGUGACGACAAGGAGGCCGGAGCUCAACGUGAACGCCGUGACGACAAGGAGGCAGGAGCCUCAACGGAACGCCGUGACGGCGAUGAGCAUGUAGCUCAACGGGAACGCCGUGACGGCGAUGAGCAUCUAGCUCCACGUGAACGCCGUGACGACAAGGAGGCCGGAGCUCAACGUGAACCCCGUGACGGCGAUGAGCAUCUGGCUCAACGUGAACGCCGUGACGACAAGGAGGCCGGAGCUCAACGUGAACGCCGUGACGACAAGGAGGCCGGAGCUCAACGUGAACGCCGA